CUUCUGAGUCUGUGAUCUUCGGCGUCUUCAGCAUAUAGCGACUGUUUUGCCGUGGCUUUAUUGUUUAAUUUAUUAUUAAUUAAAAUGUUUCUUUGCCAAAAUAAAGAAUUGUAGCCUAUGUUUUGUCUUGGUUGCAAAACAAGGAGUGUUUAGCGUUGAUCGCAUUCGUCUAAAAAGUAAUAUUGCCAAGAUGGCUGAUAUAAAGGCUAUGUUUAACAAAAUGAAUAGUGCCACACAAAAUGGUACUAGUGAGGCUGCGCCUCCACCUGCCAAAACCCAGAAAGGCACAAUUGAGAAGAUAUAUCAGAAAAAGUCACAAUUAGAGCAUAUUCUGCUCAGACCUGACACAUAUAUUGGAUCCGUUGAGCGUGCAACGGAGACUAUGUGGGUGUUUGACAAGACAAAAGAGUGCAUGGUACAGAAAGAAUUGACUUAUGUUCCAGGUUUAUAUAAAAUCUAUGAUGAAAUCUUAGUGAAUGCUGCUGACAACAAACAAAGGGACCCCAAAAUGGACGUUAUUAAAAUUGACAUCAAUCAAGAACAGAAUACUAUUUCAGUAUACAACAAUGGAUGUGGCAUACCUGUGGUAAUGCAUAAAGAAGAGAAAAUGUAUGUUCCAACUAUGAUAUUUGGACAUUUACUGACAUCAUCUAACUACAAUGACGAGGAAGAAAAAGUGACCGGUGGUAGAAAUGGUUAUGGUGCCAAAUUGUGUAAUAUUUUCUCUACUAAAUUCACGGUAGAAACUGCAUCAAAGCAGUACAAGAAACAUUUCAAACAGACUUGGGGAUCUAAUAUGACAAAAGCUUCAGAACCUAAGGUUAAAGAAUCUGGUAAAGAUGAUGAUUUUACUAAAGUGACUUUCAGCCCUGACUUGGCUAAAUUCAAAAUGGAAAAGCUAGAAGAUGACAUUGUAUCACUGAUGUCACGACGUGCUUAUGACGUUGCUGCCUCUUCACUAGGUGUAAAGGUAUAUUUGAAUGGUGAAAGACUAAAAAUAAAUAAGUUUAAGGACUAUGUAGACUUAUACAUAAAAGGUAAAGAAGAUGAGAAUGGGCAACCAUUGAAAGUAGUUUAUGAGAAAGUGAAUGACCGCUGGGAGGUCGCACUGACUAUAUCUGAUCGAGGAUUCCAACAAGUAUCAUUUGUUAACUCCAUCGCCACAACUAAAGGUGGGAAACAUGUUGAUUCAGUUUCUGACAGUAUUGUUAAAAGUGUUCUUGAAGUGAUUAAGAAGAAAAAUAAAGGUGGAGUAAUGAUAAAGCCUUUCCAAGUGAAAACUCAUAUGUGGGUUUUUAUCAAUUGUCUCAUAGUGAACCCAACCUUUGAUUCACAAACAAAAGAAAAUAUGACCCUACAAGCAAAAAGCUUUGGCUCUAAAUGCAACCUCUCCGAAAAAUUCAUAACUGCAGUCAGCAAAUCUGGUUUGGUCGAGUCUGUUUUAACUUGGGCCAAAUUCAAAGCACAGACAGAGCUAGUGAAAGCAUCUGGUAAGAAACAAAGUAAACUUAAGGGCAUCCCAAAGUUGGAAGAUGCCAAUGAUGCUGGGACGAAAAAUUCUCAUCUUUGCACUCUUAUUCUGACUGAGGGAGACUCAGCUAAAACUUUGGCUGUGUCUGGACUUAGUGUUGUCGGCAGAGACCAUUAUGGUGUCUUUCCAUUGAAGGGUAAGCCUUUAAACGUGCGAGAUGCAUCACACAAGCAGGUUUUAGAGAACCUAGAAAUCAACAAUUUGAUUAAAAUCAUUGGUUUAACAUAUAAAAAGAAAUAUAACUCCAUUGAUGACUUGAAGUCAUUACGGUAUGGUAAAGUUAUGAUAAUGGCUGAUCAAGAUCAGGACGGAUCUCACAUUAAAGGGUUGAUUAUCAAUUUCGUUCAUCACAAUUGGCCAGAGUUAUUGAAACUGCCAUUUUUGGAAGAAUUCAUCACACCCAUUGUUAAAGCAACUAAAAAAGACAAAGAGAUAUCUUUUUACUCAUUACCUGAAUUUGAGGAAUGGAAGAAGGAUACAGAAAAUCAUCACACUUACAAUAUCAAAUACUACAAAGGUUUGGGUACUUCCACAUCCAAAGAGGCUAAAGAAUAUUUCCAGAACAUGGAAAGGCAUAGGAUUAGGUUUAAGUAUGGUGGUCCCACAGAUGAUCAUCACAUUGAACUAGCGUUCUCCAAAAAGGGAGCUGAUCAACGUAAAGAGUGGUUGACUAACCACAUGGACGAAGUGAAACGAAGGAAGGAAAUUGGACUUCCUGAAAGAUAUUUAUAUACAAAAGACACAAAAGCUGUGUCUUACUCUGACUUUGUUAAUUUGGAAUUGGUUCUGUUUUCAAAUGGUGACAAUGUUAGAUCAAUUCCAUCGAUGAUAGACGGGCUGAAGCCAGGGCAGCGCAAGGUGAUAUUCACGUGCAUCAAACGUAACGACAAGCGUGAAGUGAAGGUUGCACAAUUAGCGGGGUCCGUUGCAGAGCACUCUGCUUAUCACCACGGUGAGCAAUCCCUCGCGAUGACGAUUGUGAAUCUCGCCCAGAACUACGUUGGAUCGAACAACAUCAAUCUCUUAGAGCCGCGCGGUCAGUUCGGUACGCGUUUGUGCGGGGGCAAGGACUCGGCCAGCCCCCGUUACAUUUUCACCCUUAUGUCGCCGCUCACAAGGCUCAUAUUCCAUCCGCACGACGACCCUCUGCUUGUGCACGAAUUUGAAGACAACCAAAAGAUUGAACCUGUGCACUACCUUCCCAUCAUCCCGAUGGUGUUGGUGAAUGGUGCCGAGGGCAUCGGUACGGGUUGGUCCACCAAGAUACCCAACUACAAUCCGAGGGAUAUAGUUCAGAAUAUACGUCGAAUGUUAGACGGCGAAGAACCAAAACCGAUGCAUCCGUGGUACAAGAACUUCCGCGGCAGCGUCGAAGGGUACGGCGAUAAGUACGUCAUUUCCGGCGAGGCGGCCAUCUUGCCCAACGAGAAGAUUGAGAUCACGGAACUUCCGGUCGGCGUUUGGACGCAGAACUAUAAGGAGAAUGUGCUCGAACCGAUGUUGGGCACGGAUAAAGUGAAGCCUCUUAUAUCUGAAUAUAGGGAAUACAACACAGACACAACAGUACGUUUUGUAGUGACCUUACUGCCCGGCAAAUUGUCUGAAGUGGAAGCGGAAGGAAUCCACAAAGUGUUCAAAUUGCAGACUACUAUAUCGCUAACGUGCAUGAAUGCGUUCGAUCACAACAACUGUUUGAACAAAUACGAAAAAGUGGAGGAAAUUCUAAGGCAGUUCUACGAUCUCCGUCUCAAAUACUACUCUCGUCGUAAGGACUAUCUAGAAGGACAGUUGCAAGCGGAAGCGGAUAUGCUUUCGAAUCGUGCCAGGUUCAUAUUGGAGAAGUGUGAUAAGGGAUUAGUCGUUGAAAACAAGAAGAGGAAGGCUAUGGUGGAAGAACUCAUUAAGAGGGGAUAUGCCCCUGACCCUAUUGCGGAAUGGAAGAAACGAGCGAGCAAAAUGCAAGGGCUGACUGCAUUAGAAGAAGACGAAGCUCAAGAAUCUGAUGAAGAGCUUGAAGUCCAGGAAAAGGGGAAACCUGUGGACCCUGAAAAGGCAUUCGAGCAGUUGAAGGAGGUGAAGAAAUUCAACUAUCUCCUGGGAAUGUCCAUGUGGAUGCUCACCAAAGAGAAGAAGGACGAAUUGCUCAAGCAACGAGACCAGAAAUUGGCAGAAUUGGCGGCACUCAAACAGAAAACUCCAUCGCUGCUUUGGAGAGACGAUCUGGACGCUUUACUCAUGAAACUGGAAGAAGUGGAAGAGAAGGAACGUAGCGAAGAGUCCUCUACCAACAAGAAGUCGGCCAAGGCAUUUAAUGCCUCGAAGAAGAACCGUAAAUCUCUAAUGGACAUCGCACCAUCAGAGAACGGGAGACGGGUUGAGCCCAAGAUAUCCGAAGAUCUCAUUAAGCGGAUCCAGGCUGCGGAGAAGGCCAAGACCAGGAAGGAGAUCAAGAAGGAAUAUGAUCCGGAAGAUCCAACGGGAAUCAGUCCAUCCAGUGGCGAGAAGAAACCGCGCGGGCGCGUGAAGAAAGAGAAAGUGGAAAAAGAAAAACCGGAGAAGCCAGACAAGGACGGACUGAAGCAGACCAAACUCGCCUUCAAGAAGGAACCCAAAAAGCAGAAAAAGAUGACAUUCAGUGGCAGCAGUUCCGGAGAGAUGUCUGGUUCUGACGUGGAAAUAUCUUCACCGCCUGCUAGAACGCAGGCGAGACGGGCCGCCACUAAAGUGCAGAAAUACAAGGACGGAACUGACGACUCUUCUUCGGACUCUGAACCGGAGUUGUUGGACAACAAGUUGGAAGACGAAGCGCCCGUACCGCGAUCUCUGGAGUCCAGCGAUGACGAAGAACCACAACUGCAUGCCAAACAAAAUAAUAAGAAACCGGCUGAUAUGGACUCUGAUUGUCUAUUUGACUCUCUAAUCGAGGAUACUAAAAAGGAAGAGGAAAAAUCCAAACCAAACCACAAUUCCCACCCGACAACCACGAUACUGUCCAGCGACGAAGAAGUGCCAGUAAAGAAGCAACCUGCCAAGCGGAAACCUGCCAAUAACGCGGAUAAGCCUAAGAAGCGACCCGCCAAAGUGCUGCUCAGCCAAGACAGCGACGAUGACGACAGCAUAUUUGACAGUAAAAAGGACAAAAAGAAGGUGAACCCCAAGAAGAAAGCCAAGAAGAAGUCCUCCAGCGACUCUGAUUCCGAAGUGAUGAGUGUCGCCUCCUCGGCUCCUACCACCGCGCCCAGUGGUAGGGGCCGCGCCCGCCCCGCGCCUAAGUACAAGUUCAGCGAUGACGACGAAGAAUCCGACUAGCGGGGAAGCUAGAAGCCAUUGAUUCGGUAUUAUUUGGAACCGGUUAUAGAAAAUGAUAGCACAAUGAGGCGUACGAACCGUUUUGUGUUACUGUUGGUGAUGCAUUGUGUGUUUGCCCAUCAACUACAACAGUUCAAAUUAUUUUUUUAUACAUUUUUAUGUAAAGACGGUACUUUCCCGGCAGCUCAUUGACUGAGGCCGGGCGUUGAUAAGACCAUUUCACUAAACCAGUGAAUGUGUCAACUUUAAUUUAAUGUAGUAUUUCUAGUUUAAUACUCGUCUGCUCGCUUGAGAGUUGCGUAAUCUCGUUCAUUUUACAUAAGAAUCAGGGCAUGAUAGAAUGUCAUUUUUAGAUUUAUAUGAAACCUUUGAAAAUAGGUACAUGUUUAUAUAUGUUAAAAUUGACAAUUUAAGUGUCAUUUUAUCUCGCCGUGAUUGAUAACUAUAGAGUAGGCACAAUUACUCUUAAGUAAUAUUUAUAUAGUUUGACAUGAUUUCAAUAAUUAAUUAUUCAAACUUUAGCUCGAAAUCUUAACAAUUUGAGUGAGUUUUUCAAUAACAAUACUAUAUUUUGUAAAUAAUGAAUUUAUUUCAAUUUCCUUGUUUAAUACUUGACUUGUACUUUGCUUUUCGCAUAAGUCUGUCUUCUUUAUAUUGUUUCUUAUUAAUUUAUUGAGUGAACAAUUAAAGAAAUUAGGCAUUUUAUUACUUAUCUCGAGUUAGCUGUAGCAGUGUCAAAGCAUUACACUAAGAUUUCUCAAUAGAUUUUGAACCUUAUGUGUAGUUUUUUAAGGUUGAAAAUUAAUUGCAGAUGUAUGUGUAACUUAGUGCUGUUGCCUUGUACAUUGUAGUGCUAACCACUUCUUCAGUCUGCGUUUUCAUGAAUGUUAUUUCCAUUCCAUAUUGAUAAAUUAUUUUUGUAAUGGAUUUGUAUUGUAUUUUGUCAAUUACCUAUUACGAUUUUUGAUAAAAUUUUCCUAAAUUUUAUGAUGUGAUGUGGACAAACGAGUUUGACACUCUUUGUUGCUGGUAUUGUGACAUUUGAUGUUUCAUUUAUGUUUUCUAAUAGGUAUAAUUUGUUAAUUUUAAACAAUUUGUAAAUAAAUGAACAAUUUUA
Messenger RNA from Chilo suppressalis (striped riceborer), 5957 nucleotides. Lineage: Eukaryota; Metazoa; Arthropoda; Insecta; Lepidoptera; Crambidae. The record is from the annotation of a GenBank genome assembly.